AUGACCACCCUACCGCACUGCGCCUGCCGACCACCCACCACCACCUACCGCGCACCCAUGGAAGCCACCUACCGCUGCCAGCCGACCACCAUCACCACCACCUACCGCUGCCAGCCCAUGACCACCUACCGCACUGCCUGCCGCGAGCCACCACCACCACCCUACCGCACUGCCAACCAUGACCUUCCGCGCCACCUACCACUUGACCACCCUACCGCACUGCCUACUUGCGCCGACCACCACCUACCUGCCAGCCAUGACCACCCCCCACCUACCGCGCACCAGCAUGACCGCCUACCGCGCACUACCAGCCAUGUGACCACCACCAUAACCGCUGCCAGCCAUGACCACCUACCGCACUGCCAGCCAUGA
Molecule: messenger RNA, 372 nt
Organism: Pelobates cultripes (western spadefoot toad)
Lineage: Eukaryota; Metazoa; Chordata; Amphibia; Anura; Pelobatidae
Source: the annotation of a GenBank genome assembly